GCGGAUUAGUGGGUCACAUGACCGCUUCAAUUUCUCUCACUGCUGAAGCAGAUCCUCGCAUACACACUCCCACGUCCAAACACACACCCGAAAAUCCCCCUCUUACGAGGAGUGUCGCUGGGUGAGAGUCGCUUUUUGCGUUUUAUGAGUGGGACUGCGGACUGUUUGUGGAGUUUGGGGGCUGUUUUUGUUGCGUUUAAUCCUUUGAGGUAAUCUGGGACUCUUGAGGCGGGAAUGAGAGAGAUGCGCUCCAGCGUUUACUGGACUUUCACUCUGUGAGGAGCAAACAGGUGAAGACCGCAGGAAAAUACAGUAGAGAUGAGUGGCGAGUCGAGACAGGGGGUGGUGACGACCCCUCCGCCCCCAAGCGUGGGGAAAAGGGAGGGCUACUUCGACCGCAUCAAUGAAAACGACCGUGAAUACCUGCGUGCACGCAACAUGUCACCCGACCUGCGACAAGACUUCAACAUGAUGGAGCAGAAGAAAAGGGUCACACAGAUACUACAGAGUCCAGCUUUUAAGGAUGAGCUAGAGGGACUGAUCCAGGAACAGAUGAACAAGGGGAACAACCCCACAGGACUGCUCGCUCUGCGGCAGAUCGCAGACUUCUUCAUGGCCAGCUCCGUAGCCGGCUUCUCCACCUCCCCCCUCAGUUUGGCCAUGGUGACCCCAAUAAACGACAUGUUCAGCAUGGAGUCCAGUACUAUGGUGAAGGGAGAGAAACAGAUCCGCUGCAAACUGGCCAGCCUUUACAGACUAGUGGACCUGUUCAGUUGGGCCCACUUCACAAGCUGUUACGUUACAGUUCGUGUCAGUAAGGAGCAGGAUCAUAUCCUCAUCAUCCCCAGAGGACUGUCCUUUGCUGAGGCCUCUGCGUCCAAUCUGGUGAAGGUAAAUAUUCUCGGCGACGUGAUCGAUCAGGGCUCCACCAACCUGCAGAUCGACUCGGUCGGCUUCAGCCCUCACGCUGCCAUCUACUCCGUGAGACCCGACGUGCGCUGCGUCAUUCACAUACGCACACCAGCCACUGCUGCUGUGUCGUCUAUGAAGUGCGGCCUUCUGCCCAUCUCUCAGGAGGCUCUGAUCCUGGGUGACAUUGCAUAUUACAACUACCAAGGCAGUCUGGAUGAGCAAGAGGAGCGCAUAGAGCUCCAGAAAGCCCUCGGACCAUCAACGAAGGUGUUGGUUUUAAGGAAUCAUGGGGUUGUAGCUCUCGGGGAGACCAUUGAAGAGGCCUUUCACUACAUUUACAACGCUCAGUUUGCCUGUGAAAUACAAGUGAAUGCGUUCUCAUGCGCUGGAGGAGUGGAGAACCUGAUCGUGUUGGAUCUGGAGAAGUAUAAACCUCGGACACAGGGGGUGGCAGAAGCCGGGGUCAACAUGGGCUCUCAGCACAAGUGGAGGCUGGGAGAGCUGGAGUUCGAGUCGCUCAUGAGAAUGCUGGACAACCUGGGUUACAGGACAGGCUACACGUACCGGCACCCCAUUGUGCGGGAGAAGCCGCGACACAAGAGCGAAGUGGAGAUUCCUGCAACAGUGACAGCAUUCCUGUUUGACGAUGAUGAUGCUCCACGUUUCCCACUGAAGUUACUGCAGCAGCGACAGCAGAGAGAGAAAACACGCUGGCUCAAUUCACCCAACUGUUACAUGAAGGUGAACGUGUCGGAUGGGGCGAACGAGGAGAACGGACGCACCAAGACCACGUGGAUGAAGUCAGACGACAGUGGAAACAACAGCGGGACUCCGAUCCGCAUUGAAGAUCCAAAUCAGUUUGUUCCUCUGAACACGAACCCCAAUGAAGUUCUGGAGAAGAGAAAUAAGAUUCGUGAGCAGAACCGGUUUGACAUGAUGACAGCAGGGCCACAGUCACAGCGGCUGGCAGGGAUUGUGGUGGAAAGACCGCCGCCGUACAUGGGGGAUGACGAGGAACAGACGGGACCGCUUCCUCCAAACCCCUUCAGCGAGCUGAAUGAGAAAGAGCUGGAGGGCUACCAGAAACGAGUAGAACUUCAGCAGCUCGGAUUAGAUGAGAACCACACCGGCGUGAUGCUGAACGGUAAAGAUGACCACGGUGACGAGGACGAGCUCAUCAAGCGCGUGAGCCAGCUGACCACCAGCGUGGAAAGCGUCGAGAUCACGGUGCGCUCGGGAGAGAAGAUCGAAGAGGCUCUGACGCCCGAGAGCUCGCCCUCCAAAUCACCCAACAAGAAGAAGAAGAAGUUCAGAACCCCGUCCUUUCUGAAGAAGAACAAAAAGAAAGAGAAAGUGGAAGCCUAGAGGAAGGAGUGAAUCCAUGCCCGCUUUGUCUGUCUUUGUUCGUUGUUUUAUGUUUUUAAGUUUGAAAAAGCAUGGCACGUUAUUUUGGGAGUCUGUGAAUAGAUGGAGCGACAUCCGUUUUUAAGAGACGUGCCAUGAUUAUAAGAUGAAAUUUAUACAGGAAGAGAAGCGAUGGGAAACUCACCUGUUUCUCACCUGAUGGACUGAAAAUGUUCCUGUACAGUUUCCUAAUGAUUUUAUCUCAUGAGCCCAUACUGCAUUAUUUUUCCAUGCUGUAUGUUUAUUAGAUUCUCAUACAGACCUUUUAUGAGCCCCUUUUCUAUCCGCCACGUCAUCUCUUACGGUGUCCGUUCUGCUCGCGUUGUUUCUCCAGCUGUAAGUGGACGGUAGGUGUAAUUGGUCACACUACACAGGAGACUCUAAAGAAUCACACUGGAAACCGUUCGGGGGUUAUUUUAACAGGGUUUGUUUGAUUUUGUUUCUCUUAUGUUGCCUGCAAUGGUCUGAAAUUGGGUCUGAUCCUGUGUGGAGUCACUCCAGUCUCCUCUCCGUACUGUUCUUUGCCAAACAAAAAGAUUUAAUGGCAAAAAAGCAGAGCAAUCACGUUUUAGUGAACAUCAACUCUUCAUCUCUUAUGAAAUAUUUUAGCUUUUUUUUUUUUAUUGAAACAAUUUAGUUUUUAUCCAUACAGUUUUGUACUCGUUUCUAUACUUUAACAACGAAAAUACAAAAUCUUGAAGUAUG
Sinocyclocheilus rhinocerous is the source of this 3021-nucleotide messenger RNA. Its product is annotated as gamma-adducin-like. The transcript has 14 exons. Gene Ontology annotation, molecular function: actin filament binding. Gene Ontology annotation, cellular component: plasma membrane; postsynaptic density; cytoskeleton. The coding region runs from base 319 to 2277 and encodes 652 amino acids. Gene Ontology annotation, biological process: barbed-end actin filament capping. The record is from RefSeq and is a predicted model, not a curated record. NCBI's taxonomy places the organism in Eukaryota, Metazoa, Chordata, Actinopteri, Cypriniformes, Cyprinidae.